UUUGUCCACGGCCUCCACCUGUUUCUUCUGUUUUGACCUCUUUGUUCGCGUCUCUCGGAGGCCUUCCCCUCUAUCGACUUGUUUGAAUCCCAACUGACCGCUCUCCAUCACAGCGCAUGAUCUCAUAGAAACGAGACGCCAAACCGCGACAAUGUCGUCCGGCCGUCGCGGUAGAGCAACCGAUCGCGGUGGACGAGGCGCCAGCACCACCCAUCGCGGAGGCAGUUUUCGAGGCAAUUUCAAUGGAGCCAAAUCGACCAAGGACGGCGAAACUUCGAACACCACCUUUUCGAGCCGCGGGCAACGGGGUGCAGACCGAGGAUUUCGCGGCGCAAGCUUUCGAGGCGGACCAAAUGCUCGCGGAGGAGACCGCGGCGGCAAAACAAGCAGUCGCGGGCAGAGCGGACACAUGAAUUCUUUGCGAUCAUCCUCCGCCGGCAUUUCGAAUACGACUCCCCACAAGCAAGACGACUACGCUGCGAGAUUGAAACAUCUCAAAGAUAAUCGCGACAAUGAGAAGAAACGCUUCAUCAACGAAGGGCGGAUGAACCCUGACGGGCCUAUGCGUCUCAGUGAUGCUGUCAAGAUUUACGGCAUAUGCCAAGACAUGUGUCCGGAAUUCGAACGUGUUCGCCGGAUCGUGGAGGCCGAUCUCAAACCUCCAGAAUAUACCGCUGAGAGCUUGGCAACGGGCGAUCGCAGAGAGCGCAAACCGGACGAAGCACGCAUGGUGAAGGCGUAUCAACGAUCAGCAGCUGGUAUGGACGUUGAAUUGGUCUCGGAUAUUCGAUCCCCAGCAACUUGUCUUAAAACAAUGCGGUACAUGAGUGAACGGCUCGACAACGAGGAUUUCGAAUUCUUGUAUCAAUGGAUUUGGGACCGCACCCGUGCCGUGCGCAAGGAUCUCCGUACACAAGCCGUCGACAAGCCGGAAGAUCUGACCAUGUAUCUGGAAUGUUUCGAACAAUGCGCCCGCCUACUACUGCUAUGUGCGCAUCACAUGAGUACCUCGGACAGCGACGACUACUUCCAGUACCAGGAUCUCGAUCAGCUCAACCAAACGAAUAUGUCGUUGAAGGAAAGAUACAGGGAUAAUCGAAGGGCCGGAAUCAUAUCUCCAAACGAGGCCGAAUUCCAGGCAUACAGGCUGAUUUUGUGCCUAAAUACUGGCGAUGAGCUUAUUGAGCACGAGAUCCAUUCUCUUCCUGAAUCGCUACUAUCGAAUCGCAGACUGCAAACCGCAUUGCAGAUAUCUCGGGCCGGAAAAGCAAUCAUCAAGAAGGAUCGCAAACUAUCCGUGGCGCAACAGAAUUGGCAGGCAUUUUGGGAUCUGGUCGCAUCUCCAGCGGUGUCUUAUUUGAUGGCUUGCGCAGCAGAGAUCGUGUUCAAUAAGAUACGCGACAUCGUGCUGGAUACAAUAUGGCGCGCCUACAGACAAGGAAGCGCCAAACAAGUCGUGCAGAUUGAGGAUUGGACCGUUUCGAAACUGAUUCUAGUACUGGGCCUCGAUUCGCCAGACGAAGUGUACGAUUUCUGUACCAUGUACGGUUUCUCAUUUCAGACCAACUCCAGCGGCGAAGAGUAUUUGGAUAUCAAUUCCGUGCCGUGGACUGGCCAGCCCCUGCAGACACCAAAUGAUGUGAAACCUCAGCAAUUUUCGCGAAGACUCGUCGAAUCUAAGCGCCACAACCGUAUGUUAUCUGCAGUUAUAAGAGGCAUGUCAGUUUCAGAAGCGAAGGUCAAGGGGUUGAUAGGGGAGUCGAAAGGCACUGACGCUGAAGAUUCUCUCUUCAUACCUGAGGCUACUAGCAAACAAGAACCCAACAAAAAUAUCACCAAUGGGUUUUCUGCAUUCACAUCGAGCACGAACGACAAACAGCCUGGACUCAAUCCUUUCGCGAAUGCAUUCCAGCCCAAGGAUGCAUCCGCAGCGAAGAAUCCAUUCGGGGCACCAUCAACACCAACAGCUAGCCCAUUUGCACCAUCAGCACCAACAGCCAGCCCGUUUGCGCCGCCAGCAGCUGCCAAACCAAAUCCAUUUGCAUCCGCCCAAGCAACUCCCGCAGCAUCAAAACCAAGUCCAUUUGGAACUCCAUCAGGAUCUAGUUGGGGAAAACCGUCAGGUGCCUUUGCACAACCGCAAACUACAUCACCUUUCAGCCAGGAGAAAACCACAAGUCCAGCCACAGGCCAACAGGUCACGCCAGGCUUAUUCGAUGCAUCGAAGAACUCGAUCAAAUUCAAUUCACCAUCUGCGGCUUCCGGCUUCUUCACCAGUACUGCAUCUACACCGUCCUCGACAACUUCCACGGCAUUCCCCAAACCAGAUGCUCCAGCAGGAAAGACACCGUUUGCUUUCAAACCUCUUGACGCUAAUAAGGAAAAUGAAACGAAACCACAACAACUACCAGCAUUUUCAUUUGCAAGCCCAGCUCAAAAUACUUCAGCCGCUACAGACGCCAACUCUUCUGGCCCAGCAUCUGGAUCCGUGUUUUUUUCGCAGCCGACAUCACAAAGUCCGGCCAGCGAGACAAAGAAGCCAUUCUCGUUCUUCCCGGAUGCCACACCGAAUGGGAAAACCGAGCAGAACGACACGACCCCAGCCCCUCUCGCACCAAAUCAAGAAGAGGCGAAAGCCAAAGAAGAAGCCGAACGAAAAGCCAAGGAGGAACAGGCCCGGCGGGCGCAAGAGGAACAGCAACGUAAAGCUCGGGAAGCAGAAGAAAUACGAAGGCGACAAGAGCAGGAACGCCUUCUCCAAAAGGCAAGAGAAGAGAGGGAACGAGCACAGCGACUCGAGAAAGAGAAACGAGAGAAGGAGGAACGGGACCGUCUGGCGGCCAUUGCUCUACACAACGAGCAGGUGCGGCAAGAGAAGGAAACGGCAUUCACGGCACUUACUAACAGUAUAUUCAUGGAAGAAACGCAGGGGUUAUUGCGGCAAUUCAUUGAAAAUCAGAUAAAGCAUAUGUGGAAACCUGCGAAGCAGUUCCUAGCUUACGAGUGGGCGGUGAAGAGGGCGGAGGAGAUGUAUCAGCAGAGACAGAAGGAGCGAAUCCGUGCAAUCUUGUAUCACUGGUACAACCAAGUUUUGAAAAGGAAACGCGCCAGUCGAGCAAGAGACCGAAGACGUUGGUUGAAGGAGCAUCAGGACGAGCUGUUGGGUGCUCAAGAGAAUGAAAUUUCCGUUCCUGCUCCUCCUGUACAGCAGGUGGAACAGGCUCCGGCAAAGGCCGAUGGAUUCAAGAAGCCAGCACAGCCAGCGAUGGCUAAGAAAAUCCAACCACAACCAAGGGGAAGAGGCAAAACUGCGGUAAACUCUUCGAAGGUGGUCGCCCGCAGACCCAGAACAUCCAAUCUCACGACCAGCGUCUACAAGAUCUCGAGGGCGCCGAUCGACCGAACUGAAACAGAUUGGUUCGAGCUCAGGGCCAAAGGAAUCGACCCAAGCAAAUAUGGCAAGCGCAGCCAUGACUUUGAUGCCGAAGAGCAAGAAGAGAAGAGAGAGGUUGCUGAACGGAAACGCGCUCGACUCUCCGUCUCAGGCACGCCAGGCCUCCGAGCGUCUUUGCCUCCUCCUUCAACUGACGAGGAGCGCAUCGCCCGUUUCCGCGCUGUGAGGGAUUCACUCAGCAAACCGUUCUCAGCCUCGACGGCGCGCCCCGACCAAGGCACACCCCCCCGGGCCGCCGGAACCACCUUGGAUAGAUCCAGCCGCCUUAUUGCAGAGGCUCGCUCCAUCUUGACCGCCAACGGAAACGGAAACGAAAACGGCCAAGGAACUCCCCUAAAGUCACGGCAUGAAUACAGCCGUAGUGUCCCAGAUCUAGGGCUUGGACAAUCAUUCGGUCGAACGUCAUUCGGACAAAGCACAGGAUCUUCGGCCGCCCCGGGCAAAGCAGCCUAUUGGGGUCGUGUGAGUAGAUUCGUACCUCAACACCUAUACGGGAAGGGAUCCGAUGCAGUGCUCGACUAUCUCGGUCAGUCUCGUGGCAGCAACAGCGCCGGAACGAGUGUGGAGCCCUCCCAGCCUUUAGAUCUUUCGUCUCCCAUCCCCGCUUCACAUUUGUUUGAUCUGAGCCAUGAGACUCAGGUGAUCAACGAUGAGGCGGUUGAAAUGGAUGAGGAUAGUGGAAAUGAGGAAGAUGAGAUGUUCGACGCUGAUGAGGGUGAGGACGUCGAUGAUGAGGAAGAAGGUGAUGAAGACGAUGAGGGAGACGAAGAAGCCGAACACGACGAAGAUGUCGAGGAUGAUGGCGUGGAAUACGAAAGCGAAGAGGACUAUGGAAACCCUACUGUCACGUACAACGAAUAUGAUGACGAGGAAGGUGAAGAAGAAUAUGAUGAGGAAGACGAAGAAGGAUAUGACGAAGACGACGGCUUCGACGGCGUAGCGCAAAACAUCAACAACAACAAUAAUGCGUUCCAGCCGGGUGGCACCCAGGACGACGCCAUUGAGCUUUCCGAUUAAGCAGACAUCGGCCGUCGACUGAAACAUUCCAUCCACUCGCCCAUUUUCCAUACUGGCUUUCCAUUCAAUCAAUACUGGUUCUUUCUUCAAAGCAUAAGGAAGGGCGACUACUUUGUCCCUUGGGGAUCGAUUUGUACGAUGCAUUAGCGUUGGCGUUUAUUUUGUCACUUUCACAUUUCCUGUCUUAUUACACACGUACACAGACACACAAACACACACACACACAUAUGGGAACCGGGGUACGGCAUGGGGGACUUUGUCUUCAAAGAUUCAAACAAUAUGUAUCAUGAUACCCUUUUCGAAAAUGAAAGGCAAAAAAGAGGACCAGGUGGGCAGGGGGGCUCGCAAACUGUCAAGGGCAGUUCCGAUGAAUGCUCUGUAGGGUUAUUGGAACCGAACUAUAGUUUGCCGGCCGCUCGAUGUAGAAACA
Aaosphaeria arxii CBS 175.79 is the source of this 4901-nucleotide messenger RNA. RefSeq lists its product as uncharacterized. The coding region runs from base 152 to 4471 and encodes 1439 amino acids. Gene Ontology annotation, biological process: mRNA export from nucleus. The transcript is spliced from 5 exons. The record is from RefSeq and is a predicted model, not a curated record. Lineage: Eukaryota; Fungi; Ascomycota; Dothideomycetes; Pleosporales. Gene Ontology annotation, cellular component: cytoplasm; transcription export complex 2; nucleus.